AUGUCGCUCUUCUGCAACCAUGCUAACAUACAGCAAUCUCAUUCUCUCCUACAACCCAGGUUCACCAGGGGUGUGACGCCCAGCCCUGUGCAAUCUGCGAAUCUUGAAGCAGAAUGUUUUCCCUUCCUUCAUCUCACCACUACGACAGUCAGUCUCGGGUAUAUGUGUAUGCCAUCCUGUAUCGCCAUAUCGCCGUUUUCAUCCAACAUAGGCAGAUGCCAUUGUCGCGGUCUGCGUGAAGCACAUCUUCUGUGCAUGCGGCCUUGA
Molecule: messenger RNA, 267 nt
Organism: Pseudocercospora fijiensis CIRAD86
Lineage: Eukaryota; Fungi; Ascomycota; Dothideomycetes; Mycosphaerellales; Mycosphaerellaceae
Exons: 4
Coding region: 1-267 (88 amino acids)
Source: RefSeq, a predicted model, not a curated record